Nematocida homosporus is the source of this 744-nucleotide messenger RNA. RefSeq lists its product as uncharacterized. The record is from RefSeq and is a predicted model, not a curated record. Bases 1 to 744 code for a protein of 247 amino acids. The transcript has a single exon. Lineage: Eukaryota; Fungi; Microsporidia.
AUGAAAAGUCUUCUAGUUACUUUAUUGUUGUGUCUUGCAAGUGUUUAUGGGUUUAUUGAGUUAUACCAGGCUAAAGCGCCCAUUGUAGUAAUCAAGGAGUUAAAGAAGUCAACAGUGACUUUAUCUGAAGUAAAAGUGUAUAUGCGCCGGGGUGCCAGUGAUAAUUGGAGUGAAGUAAACUUCAAAAAGGGCCAUGGAAGUAGUGAUUCAUCUCGGUACACCAAUGAUGAGGAUGAUGUCAAAGUCGAGAUGGCUAUAUACGAGUCCCCAACCAAGGACUGGCACUCUUUAACAACAGUAAGUGCCAAACAUUAUAUCUCAAAAAUGUCACAUUCUGGCUCAAAAAUGAACUUCUUAUGGACUUCAACUAAUGCUGGGUACUAUAUGUUCUUAUUCCGACUUGUUUCGGAACUAGAGGACGAUCCAAACAUUGAGAUAGGUUUGGAUGUAGUGACGUAUGAAGGAAGACCCGAAGAUCCUAGUAUUUACUCACAUGCUGACUCACAAAUUCGCAACAAAGAUAAGCGAAUUAGGGACUGCAUUAACAUCUCCAAAGAAAUCUUACAACUUCAAGAAAAGGACCGAAUGGAUGAGAUGGAGUACACUCAAGCGACCAAUGGUAUCUUCCGUGUUAUUGUCUGGUCCGUCUUUUUGAAAAUCGUUGUGUUUAUCACCUCCUUCCUUUGGAUUAACAGGAAGAUACAGAACUUCUAUCUGGAAAAGAAGAUUGUUGUUAAGUACUAG